Athalia rosae (coleseed sawfly) is the source of this 2975-nucleotide messenger RNA. Its product is annotated as phosphoenolpyruvate carboxykinase [GTP]-like. Gene Ontology annotation, biological process: hepatocyte differentiation; cellular response to glucose stimulus; gluconeogenesis. The transcript is spliced from 7 exons. The coding region runs from base 169 to 2373 and encodes 734 amino acids. NCBI's taxonomy places the organism in Eukaryota, Metazoa, Arthropoda, Insecta, Hymenoptera, Athaliidae. The record is from RefSeq and is a predicted model, not a curated record. Gene Ontology annotation, cellular component: cytosol. Gene Ontology annotation, molecular function: manganese ion binding; phosphoenolpyruvate carboxykinase (GTP) activity; GTP binding.
CCUUACAUCAGUAUAGUGACCACGGAUUCAUUUACUUGUGGAGUCAGACCCGCUGCCCCCACCCAAGGAUAUCACGAUAGUUUGGCCAAUCGGCUGCAAGAAACGUGGGGCUUGUCAACGAGACUUGCCACUCUUACGAUAUAUAAGAGUUGCCCUGCACCAGAAAACAUGUUAACGCUCAGGUGUACUUCGUCUGGGUUACCGAUAGCUAAGAACAUCAAUUGUUUGAAAAGUUAUUCGAGUUUGAAUAAUUUGAAAAAAACCAGCCAUCGGGAAUUCAUAUCGAAUUUCCAAUGUCAGAGGAAGACGAUUUACGCUCGAAAUUUUUCAACGCUUGAAAAAGCGAUCGCACCGCGAAAAAGUUAUUUAUCGUACGCCAUUUCUACGGUAGAAAGAAAUUAUUCCGAACAAGUUGUCAAGAUGCCAGACACCGCCGAAAAAUACUAUCCACAAGUGUCGAACGUUGUCACCCACCCGACGAAGACAUCUCAGACGUCCACCUCCGGAGCUCUCUAUGACCUCAUCAAGGGCGUCCCGGUGGAGAGCAGGCUGUCGAAACCACUAGCACCCAAAGUACGCGCCUACCUCGAGGAAUGCAUAGCUCUUUGCGGUCCCGAGAGCGUCUACGUUUGCGAUGGCAGCGAAGAAGAGAACGUUCGACUUCUCAAGAUGCUGGAGAAAAAAGGGACGAUCAGAGCUCUGCGUAAAUACGAAAAUUGCUGGCUCGCCAAGACCAAUCCCGCUGACGUAGCUCGGGUGGAAAGUCGCACUUUCAUAAGCACCGAGAACAAGAGCGACACCGUCCCGACGCCCCGCGACGGAGUCAAAGGCGCUCUCGGAAAUUGGAUGGCACCGAGGGACAUGAACAAGGCUGUUCAGGAGAGAUUUCCCGACUGCAUGAGAGGGCGCACGAUGUACGUUAUUCCCUUCAGCAUGGGUCCCGUGGGAUCGAGCCUGUCGAAGAUCGGUAUCGAGAUAACGGAUUCGGCGUACGUGGUAUGCUCAAUGCGUGUAAUGACGAGGAUGGGAGGAGCGAUCCUGAACUCCCUGGGGAACAACGAUUUCGUCAAGUGUCUUCACUCGGUCGGUACACCGGCGAAGAACGCCACUCAUUCGGUGGUACCCUCCUGGCCGUGCGACCCGGAGAGAACGAUAAUCCUUCACAGACCCGCGACCAACGAAAUUGUCUCAUACGGUAGCGGUUACGGCGGCAAUUCGCUGCUCGGCAAGAAAUGUUUCGCUCUGAGGAUCGGCUCGACGAUCGCCAGGGACGAGGGAUGGUUGGCCGAACACAUGCUGAUCUUGGGCAUCACGAAUCCGAAAGGGAAGAAACGGUACAUCGCGGCCGCGUUUCCCAGCGCGUGCGGUAAAACAAAUUUGGCGAUGAUGCAGCCGACGCUACCAGGGUACAAGGUGGAGUGCGUGGGGGACGACAUCGCGUGGAUGAAAUUCGACAAGGAAGGUAGAUUGAGGGCGAUCAAUCCCGAAAAUGGAUUCUUCGGUGUCGCUCCCGGUACAAGCACCGGCAGCAAUCCGAACGCGAUGAAGACCAUUUUCAAGAACACCAUAUUCACCAAUGUGGCCGCUACCAGCGACGGUGGUGUGUUUUGGGAAGGCAUGGAGGACGAACUUGGAAAAGACGUCGAGGUCGAAGAUUGGUUGGGCAACAAGUGGAUAAGAGGUUCGAAGGCCAAAGCCGCUCACCCGAACUCGAGGUUUUGUUCGCCGGCUGUCCAGUGUCCGAUAAUCGAUCCGGCCUGGGAAGAUCCCGAAGGAGUGCCGAUAGACGCGAUAUUAUUCGGCGGUCGCAGGCCCGAAGGAGUCCCCCUGGUUUAUCAGGCGAGAAAUUGGCAACACGGUGUUUUCAUCGGUGCAUCGAUGCGUUCCGAGGCAACCGCCGCGGCGGAGCACAAGUCAAAAGUCAUCAUGAACGACCCGUUCGCGAUGCGUCCCUUCUUCGGCUACAAUUUUGGGCACUACCUCCGUCAUUGGUUGAGUAUGGCCGACGUUCCGAACGCCAAAUUGCCAGAAAUCUUCCACGUCAAUUGGUUCAGAAAAGGUCCGAAGGGAGAAUUCCUCUGGCCGGGCUUCGGAGAGAACUCCCGCGUCCUUGACUGGAUCUUGAGACGAGUGGAUGGCGCCGAUAUCGCCGUUGAAUCUCCGAUCGGACUCCUACCGAGGCCUGGUUCUUUGAAUUUGGAAGGUCUGAAGCAGCCGGUCGACGCGCAGGAACUAUUCAACGUCCCGCAGGAAUUCUGGCAGCGCGAAGCUGCCGAGGUACGCCAGUACUUGGAGAGUCAGGUGGGCGCCGAUCUUCCCGAAGAAAUUGCCACGGAGCUGAAUAUUCUUUCGGGCAAAGUUGCGAACAUCUGAGCUAAGUUCGCGUUCGCGAAUAAGACCAACUUUCGGUCGGUCAUAAAACGAAAGCUCGAACUACCGAUGAUGGCAUUUUGUCCAUAACUCAACCACGCGGUUCAUCGAUCCGACUAAAUAUCCGUCUACAGUUUUCUAUUUCCUUGUCCUUUGUUUUGUUUUUUUUGUUGUGUGAUUUGACAGAUCGGUCGGAUGUGUCUGUGAAAAUCCGGUUUAUCGUGAGAAUUAGUAUUUCAGCAUAUGUAAAUUCGAGUCUAUCAAAUUAGUUUAGACAAUGUUUUAGGUAUUAAGAAGUAAUUGCACUGGCUUCGUCUGUGCCGCGCGUGUGUUUCAAAAGAAAACCGUUUUUGCACCUGCGAGGAAAGUUUUUAUAAAAUAUUCGGCACAAUCACGGUGCUCGAAGGUCGUGUAUGAUAUAAAUGUGAUAAUGAAAAUGUCAAUAGAUGAAUGUCGUUCAAAUGUAUAAAUAGUAUUAUAAGACGAUUAUAUAUAGUAUCGUAAGACAUAGUAUAUGUAUAUUACUGUUGUUAUUUCACAUUGAAAAAAAAAAAAAGAAACAAAAUAAAAAUAUUUUUAUAAGAAUAAAACAAAACGAAACGAUA